AUGGCUGUGCUUACUGAUCUUCCUCCAGAAAUCCUUUUCGAGAUCUUUGAAGGGCUUUCCAUCAGUGUGGUUGCCCGUCUGGUUGCAGUCUACAAGUCCUUCAGCGACCUGGCAACGCAUGUCGUCGUCGCACGCUUGCGUGAUCUCAAACUCGGCUUGAUAUGGAAGCCCGAGACAUUCGCGAGGAGGAGGAUGAACGGGGACGCAAAGAUUUCUAAGUAUUUAACGUCGAAUUAUCAAAAAUCCAAGUACCCGGCCACGUUUGCACGCAGUCUCGUUAUUGGGUUGUGUUAUCCCGAACUAAUAUUCCCUUUGAAUUUGUCGCGGUAUCUGCCGAGGUUCACUGGAUUGAUUAACCUCAAGGUCACACGCGUGUCUGAUGAUACUGAGUUCAUGAAGGUACUUCUUGGUUCUACGAAGCAUUGUGGAAGACUAGAAGCUUUGUAUCUUCAGAACGGGACCGAAAUUCCUCUCCCUGCUUUCCAGUUGAACGCGGAGCGCAUGGUCAAUGCGUUUCGAAGCUUUCGCGGGAAGGGCAGUGUAUGGUCAAACUGA
Molecule: messenger RNA, 555 nt
Organism: Saitoella complicata NRRL Y-17804
Lineage: Eukaryota; Fungi; Ascomycota; Saitoellomycetes; Saitoellales; Saitoellaceae
Exons: 1
Coding region: 1-555 (184 amino acids)
Molecular function (GO): protein binding
Source: RefSeq, a predicted model, not a curated record